CCACCCUCGCUCUCACACAGGCUUCGUUGGCAAAGUCAUUUUGGAGCAACCCCAUCCGACCUUGAAUACUCGACGUAUUCAGUCCGUCAUUCUUUCUCGAAUCCCUCUCCGUUGCGAUUUCAUCAUCACUUGAACCAUUUAGCCCUUGCUUGCAGUUCUGGACGACAGUUAGCGAUUGCUUAGACUCGCGCGACCUUCCACACGACAGAGUUCGAUUCUUUCAAUCACAAACCUCGCGAGCAGGAAAAUCUGGUUUCAGCUUGGGUCUUCGCAUACCAUCAUUCGAGAACUUCUGCUAUACCAGUUCAUCUUGACAAGAUGCAUCUGUCAACCUUCGUCGCUUCCCUUCUCCUGCCGCUUGCGGCUGUUGCAGAGGGCCUUUCAACCAUCACUUCAACAAGCACUAUGACCCUUACCAAGACGCUCACCCUUCAGCGUGCCGUCGUCACCGUCGCGUCCAACAGCUCCACCGGUCAUACCAGUCACUCGACUACUCUCACGUUAGCAUCCAGCACCACUUCGACGGGGCCAGCUGCCACCAGCACCAGCGCGACCACCACCACCGAGGAGGACAAAAACGCCGCACCAGCGAUGGGUGCUUCCCAGUUGGCUGCUCUUGGUGUUGCCGGUGUCGUGGCUAUUGCUCUUUUAUAAACCAACCAAGUGUACAGUUGAGGUGGUGGGACGGAACCUCCUGGGCAGACUUCUACGGAUCGUUUGACCGGGUUCAAACAGCCACCUUCUCUGUCGGCUGGAGCUAGGAUGCUUCGUUUUGAGCAUCAUAACAAUUUUUCUCCUUGUUCGCGCGAGACAGCUCAACGGGUUGGCGAUCCGGACGGUCUGAAGCGACCCUCACCCUGCCGCUUGAACAUUUCUGGCUCGCGCUCACACCAAGAAACGCAUCCAACACCAAGCGCGCGGCAACCGCAUUCGCCUUUUCUCGGCGUUCUCAACAGUUCCUAUGUUCAAGCAGCCCCAGCCGCCAUCAACAAUCUCGUUUGGUUUUCUGCAUUUGAACGACACUUGUUUUUUUGCACUUGAACGACACUUGGCAUUCGCCAUUUUCCUUCUUUGUUCUUCCAGCGAACUAUCGGCAUCUCAAAAACAACCUCAUCACCCGAUAUCUCCUCCAUUCGCCGCUUGCGGCUCACCAUCUUCGUUGAUACCCUUAUUUUCACCUUCUCUUAUCAUCGAUUCUCUCCGACAUAGCGGGCUUUUGUUCCUCAGUCUACCUUCAAUGGGGAGAUCUCGGGCUAUGAACGAUGGUUUGUCUGGCUGGACUUUAUUCUUUCCAUUCUGGGGGCCCGGUUUUGGACGGAUCUUGACUUUGCAUCUUGGGGGAAGAGAUCACGUCAAGGAUGGCAUCGUCAAAAUCUGUUUUCAACUCAAGGCGCGUUUUAUUUUCUUUAUGAAGUCAUUACACGAGAAAAUGAGAUGGAUGCGGAGCAGAAGGACGAUGCCCCUCUUGAGCUCAGCACGUUUUCACACUUUAACCUUCUAGAUAUUUCAAAACUUGAUUGAUACCCUUUUUUUUAAAAGAAAGG
Thermothelomyces thermophilus ATCC 42464 is the source of this 1544-nucleotide messenger RNA. RefSeq lists its product as uncharacterized. The record is from RefSeq and is a predicted model, not a curated record. The transcript has a single exon. NCBI's taxonomy places the organism in Eukaryota, Fungi, Ascomycota, Sordariomycetes, Sordariales, Chaetomiaceae. The coding region runs from base 319 to 654 and encodes 111 amino acids.